AGAUCCUGGAAGUGAUCUUCUAUUUUGUGUUCAAUUCUCAAAAGUCCCUUGACUCAAGUUCAAGCUCAAGCUUCAUCCGAGCCUUGUACGAAUUGCCUGGACUCAUAUCGCCUCCGUACGCUCAAGAUCCAUGCUUCCAUCCUCCAUCCUCGCACUUACCUGCCGUGCGUUUCGAGACCUAGCACUUGAUGUCCUUUAUUCUCACCUGACAGAUUCGCUGCCUCUUUGGUCGUGUCUGCCCUCCGAACUGCGUCAGCCACACAGAUCUUCAAGUUCCCCAGUGUGUAAUACACCCGAACAGUUCCUCCCAUUGAUCCUCCGUGCUGCACGCGUCCAUAUCUUCUUCAAUCCUGGUUCCUUCCCAUUCUUCCUUGCAAGCGCUCCCAAAGAUGCCCCACUCUUUCCCAAGCUGCGCUCACUCACGUGGUGCGAUUCACAUCUCACCUCCAUCCCCACACUCAGCCUCUUCCUACCCACCCUCGAGGCCCUCUCCCUCUACAUAAAUAAUGCUCCGUUUUGUCAGGCCGUCGUUCCUGACCUCCGUACCACCGCCCCACGCCUCAAAGCUCUUGAGUUUAGGGGCCACCUUGUUACGACUGGGGACGACCCCUCGGAAAUCGAGUUACUACUGCUCGGUUAUCCUGAGGGUCUCACAGCGCUGUCGUUCCUACUCUGUGAUAUCCCAAGCAGCUUGCUUCAUGACAUCGCCCUGUGGCCACGCCUCCAAUGGCUCACCUUGAAGCUGGGCUCCAAUAGCAUCCCCACUCUACCUCUCCAAGUGCUUCAGCCCUUUCCGGCACUCACUCGCCUACAUAUCUCAUGCGAGGAACUGGGCCAUUUCAUAUCUUUCCUGCGUGCUUUCCAGAUUCUCACGAUGGAUUCUGAUACACGUUCCUUUGGAUGUCGCAACCUCAAAACAAUCCAUGUGAGCGCACAAAGAUGCAGUCCAGGCAGCAUCUGGUCCGAACUCCUUAUCAUUUUUACCCGCACACAAUUAGAACACAUCAUUUUCACCGAGGGGUGUCGUCAUCAGGAGUGCCCAAAUGCACCCUCAUUCUUUGACUUUCACCCCCUACUCGUGCACCCCACCGCCCUCGCAAACCUCAAGACCCUCGUCAUCUCCCCCGUUAUCACCUCGUCCAUUGCACUCACUGACUCAGACAUCCUUACGCUUGCUCGUACAUGCCCAUGCCUCGAAAUCCUUAACAUAGGGGUGUGCAACACCCCCAUAUCACUGUAUACCUUAGCCAUUCUCGUGAAUUGCUGCCGUGAGCUGCGCGAGGUAUCACUUUGCGUGGAUGUGCGACUUGAUGCCCUCGGCACGCCACCUCUAGACGACGAUCAAGCGGCUCUGCAACCCAACACGCGCCUUCGCAAGCUGCUCGUUGGGGUGUCGCCCAUUGCGUGCGUGGGCCCCUUGGAUCCUCCGACAGCGCCAGACCUGAUGAGGUCCAUCCCACGCUUCCUGAACAUGAUGGCACCGCUUUUGCGAGUCUCGUGGAUACCAGGUAAGGAGGGGCUCCAAAAAAUGUACAACAAGAGAUGGAAUGUGGUAUCAAAUACUUUGGAGGUGAUGGCGAAAGGUGAAGUUGAUGACGGUAACUGACGUAUUUUUGAGUGGCUCGGAUCGCUGUGUGUAUGCGUGCAGGACGAGAUGAUUAUCUUUGCAUGUGGUAUUUCAGGCUCAAGGAUUAAUAUAUACGUAGUAUUUUCAGGAUCAUUUACAUAUGUACAGUAUAUCAUGUCGCGAACUAGUUCACUGUUUCUUGCAUGCACUCAUAGUACUUUCGAAAACCCGUGCCUUCAAACCGCUACGCAUUGAAGAGUCAAGUACACAGGGA
Messenger RNA from Suillus paluster, 1841 nucleotides. RefSeq lists its product as uncharacterized. The record is from RefSeq and is a predicted model, not a curated record. The transcript has a single exon. NCBI's taxonomy places the organism in Eukaryota, Fungi, Basidiomycota, Agaricomycetes, Boletales, Suillaceae. Bases 131 to 1606 code for a protein of 491 amino acids.